ACUUGCUUGCUUGGCUUCUCGAGUUUCAUCAUCUUCUUUCCUUCUCUGGAGAUUUCUGUGCAAUUGAACAUGGAAGCUGCCAAGGAAGAAUUUCUCAAGGAGUUUGGCCACGAUUACGGGUAUCCCAACGGUCCCAAGAACAUUGAUGAACUUCGAGCCACUGAAUUCAAGAGGUUACAAGAUCUCGUAUACUUGGAUCAUGCUGGAGCCACUUUAUACUCCGAUGAGCAGAUGGGGUUGGUUUUCAAAGAUCUUACUAGUAAUGUAUACGGAAAUCCUCAUAGCCAAAGUGACUCCAGUUCUGCUACAUUGGAGAUCAUGAAAGAAGCUCGUCAGCAGGUCCUUGACUACUGCAAAGCAUCUCCAAAAGACUAUAAAUGUAUAUUUACCUCCGGGGCUACAGCAGCAUUGAAGUUGGUUGGCGAGGCUUUUCCAUGGAGUUGUAAGAGCCAUUUCAUGUAUUCAAUGGAGAAUCAUAAUAGUGUUCUUGGAAUAAGAGAAUAUGCUCUGGAUCAAGGAGCUUCAGCUAUUGCGGUAGAUAUUGAAGAAGACAUGCAUCCUGGUAUAUCUGGAGAUACAAUUUCCGUAAGGAUAUCACCUCACCAAGUACAAAGGAGAAAAGGAUAUGGAUUGCAAGAGCAAGAGCCUGCUGGUGAUGUGUAUGAUUUGUUUGCCUUCCCCUCGGAGUGCAAUUUCUCAGGGUUGAGAUUUAGCCUUGACCUGGUGAGGAUUAUCAAGGAAGACUCGAGAAGGAUUCUGGGAGAUUCUUCGUUUUGCAAGAAUGGCCAGUGGAAAGUCUUGAUUGAUGCCGCAAAAGGAUGUUCUACUAAACCUCCUGAUUUAUCCAAGUAUCCUGCAGAUUUUGUUAGUAUUUCCUUUUACAAGAUGUUCGGCUAUCCAACUGGGCUUGGAGCUCUCAUUGUUCGUAGUGAUGCGGCCAAAUUGCUGAAGAAAGCAUACUUUAGCGGAGGUACUGUUGCUGCAUCAAUUGCUGACAUUGAUUUUAUCAAGAGAAGGGAAGCAAUUGAAGACCUGUUUGAGGAUGGCACUGUGUCAUUCUUGAGCAUAGCAUCUAUUCGCCAUGGCUUCAAGACCCUGAAUUCCCUAACAGUAUCAGCAAUAUCACGGCAUACAAUAUCCCUUGCCUUGUAUACAAGGAAAAUGCUUUUGGCCCUUAGGCAUGGGAAUGGAUCCAGAGUGUGCGUACUCUAUGGAUGUCAUAAAUCAAGGGAAUUGUGUCAUGAAAUGGGUCCAACAGUCUCAUUCAACAUGAAGAGGCCAGACGGUUCUUGGUAUGGAUAUCGAGAAGUGGAAAAGCUGGCAUCUUUAUCAGGAAUUCAGCUACGGACAGGAUGCUUCUGUAAUCCAGGUGCUUGUGCAAAAUACCUUGGGCUGUCUCACGUGGAUCUGCUUUCUAACACAGAGGCCGGCCAUGUUUGCUGGGAUGAUCACGAUAUAAUUAAUGGAAAGCCAACUGGAGCUGUGAGAGUAUCCUUUGGCUACAUGUCAACAUAUGAAGAGGCCAAGAAAUUUGUUGAUUUUGUAGCUGGUUCCUUCGUUUCAUCUGAAAGUCCCAUCAGCAAUAUAAAACAAUUGAAUGGCUUUUACAGGUGUUCAUUGUCUUCUGGUUACUCUCUUCAAUCUAUUACUAUAUACCCAAUAAAAUCCUGUGGUGGUUUCAGCUCAGGCAGUUGGCCUCUUAGCAACAAUGGCCUGAAAUAUGAUCGAGAGUGGAUUCUUAAAAGCAUUAGUGGUGAAAUUCUUACACAAAAAAAGGUUCCUCAAAUGUGUUCUAUAAGUACCUAUAUUGACGUCAGUCAAGGGGUGUUGUUUGUGGAGUCCUUACAUUGUAAACAAAGAUUAGAAAUCAAGCUAGAUUCGGAUGUGGACAUUGGUGGUAGAGAGGAUGUUGAUUUAUAUGGUCAGAGGUAUAUAGUUCAUAGUUACAAUGAAGACAUCAAUGCUUGGUUUAGCAAAGCCACUGGUAGACCAUGCACUCUGUUACGUAAUUCUACUUCUGAUCAUGAUUUAAUGUUGUACGAGGCCAAAGACACAGUUACAUGUAGAGACACAAAGAGCAAGCUCAAUUUUGCCAAUGAAGCACAGUUCUUGCUUGUGUCUGAAGAAAGUGUACUUGAUCUCAAUGACAGAUUAAGUCCAUAUGUACAGAAAGGCUUAUCUGUAGCAGACACGCAAGUCAGUCCAAGUAGAUUUAGGCCAAACCUUAUGGUAUCUGGAGGCCGGCCAUAUGAUGAAGAUGGAUGGAGAAGCCUUAAAAUUGGAAACCAUUAUUUCAGAUCACUAGGGGGAUGUAACCGUUGCCAGAUGAUCAAUCUUUCACCGAAAGAUGGACAAGUGCACAAGUCAAAUGAACCCUUGGCGACUUUAGCAUCAUACAGAAGAGCAAAGGGGAAGAUCUUGUUUGGGAUUUUGCUUAGAUACGAAUCUAAUGAUGGAGGGGAACAAAGUGAUUCAUGGCUUCGUGUGGGACAGCAUGUUCAUCCAGAUCCUGUUUAGUUGGUCAGCAGUUUGAUCAAAAUAAGGAAAUAUUUGAGUAUAUAGCCUAUACACACAACAUUCCAAUAACAACAUACAAGGAAGGAAGAAAAAUAAAUUCAAUCUCCAUGAGAGAAAAGAGAGUGGAAAAUCCCAGUGGUUGGUAUAUUUUAUUGUUGAUCUCAGCCAAAUAUUUUAUGUUGUAUAUUGACAACAAAGAGAGUAUAUGAACAUGUGGAUCCUUUCCAAUGUAGAAGAUUUCAAUUAUAAUUACAUAUAGAGAUUAAAAUAAGUUAA
Molecule: messenger RNA, 2793 nt
Organism: Prosopis cineraria
Lineage: Eukaryota; Viridiplantae; Streptophyta; Magnoliopsida; Fabales; Fabaceae
Product: molybdenum cofactor sulfurase
Exons: 22
Coding region: 70-2517 (815 amino acids)
Biological process (GO): Mo-molybdopterin cofactor biosynthetic process
Molecular function (GO): molybdenum ion binding; molybdenum cofactor sulfurtransferase activity; pyridoxal phosphate binding
Source: RefSeq, a predicted model, not a curated record